AGUUUAAAGCAAAAACCAACUUCAAUUAGAUUAUCGUAACGCCCCUCUAAAGAUUCACUAAAACCCAAGUGCAAACCCAAAAGCACGCCUGCGACCCCUCCCAAAUCUCAAACCUCAGCUACUCUCUCCCACUCUCAAUCCAGAAAGAAGAAAAUAUUACGGACUCCCGGUGCUUCUUCUUCUUCGUCAUCCUUUGGUCUCCGUUUUAGAAAAACUUAUUUCUCCGUUUUAGUUUUUUAGUUUAUUCCAAAAAUCCCUGAUCUCUGUUUGUGGGUUCGGUCUUGGCCAUGAGAAACAGUGGGGUUGGGUGGAUUGAAAUCGAAACCCUUUCUUACAGAGGCAAUGUGAGAGAUUUGGGGUGAGAGUGAGAGGAAAAAAACUUUACAAAAUAGCCCUAUAAUGGUGGCAGCCAUUUCUGAAGCAGCUGCUUCCACUAACCCCAAAACCAUUUCCCAACAAGAAGAAGACCAGCACACCCAUCUGCAAAGACCCCCUCUGCUACCGUCGGAGAAAGACAAUGGCCCCAAAAAUGGCCUUGGAAAUCAUGCUAGAAGACCCAGAGGCAGACAAGUCUCUUCCAGGUACAUGUCUCCUUCUCCUUCUACAUCUACUUCCACUUCCACUUCCACAACAACAACAACCACGGCCACUUCUUCGUCAUCUUCAACUUCUAGACGAUUCCCGUCUCCUUUGCUCUCUCGUUCGUCCAAUUCCACCCCUUUAUCGACCUCAUUGUCCUCUUCCACUGCUACAAAACGGUCCCAAUCGGUGGACCGGAGGCGACCCAUUACGUCUCGGUCCAUGAAGCCGAUCCCCGACUCGAAACACGCCAAUGGCGCUGAAGUAUCUGCGGCUACUAAGCUUUUGGUCACAUCUACUCGGAGUUUAUCGGUGUCGUUUCAGGGUGAGGCGUUUUCACUUCCAAUUAGCAAGACGAAGGCGCAAACUCCGAGCUUGAGCAAUGCGAGGAAGGGUACACCGGAGCGGCGAAAGGGGACCCCCGUUAGAGGAGGAGAUCAAGUAGAGAAUUCGAAGCCAAUGGACCAGCAUCGGUGGCCCGGUAGGACCCGACAAGCGAAUACGACUAUCUCGGGUUUGAAUAAUCCCUUUUUGUCGAGGAGUUUGGAUUGUGGAAAUGGUGGUUUUAUAGAUAAGAAGAUAGUUGGAAUGGGAUCUGGGAAGGUUGUUCGGGCAUUGCAGAAUUCAAUGGUGACUGAUUGGAGUCGGAGGGCUUCGUUUGAUGGGAGGUUGAGCUUGGAUUUGGGCAAUUCAGCUGAGUUAUUGAAAGAUGUUCGGAAAAACCCGGAUGCCAAUUCAGCAAAUGAAUCUUCUGUGCCUUCUGAUCUCACUGCAUCUGAUACUGAUAGUGUUUCCUCUGGUAGCACUUCAGGAGUGCAAGAUUGUGGUGGGAUUGUUGCCAAGGGAAGAGGUGGGGGGCCUCGAGGGAUUGCUGUUUCAGCAAGGUUUUGGCAGGAGACAAAUAGUAGGUUGAGGCGCCUGCAGGAUCCAGGGUCGCCGUUGUCGACGAGCCCUGGGUCAAGAAUGUCUGUCCCAGCAAAGUUUGUUCCUUCGAAAAAGUUCGUUAGCGAUGGUCCAUUGUUGUCUCCACGAACAAUGGCUUCACCUAUUAGAGGAGCUACACGGCCUGCAUCACCGAGUAAGCUUUGGACAUCUUCAGCUUCGUCCCCAUCAAGGGGGGUUCCUAGUCCUUCUCGGGUCAGGAAUUCUCUUACGGGGUCAUUGAGUAGUAAUUCAAGUAGUUCACCUUCGAUUCUUAGUUUCUCUGUUGAUAUUCGGAGAGGGAAGAUGGGGGAAGAUCGUAUUGUUGAUGCACAUUUGUUGAGGCUUCUAUAUAACCGUUACUUGCAAUGGCGGUUUGUGAAUGCGAGGGCUGAUGCUACUUUCAUGGUGCAGAAACUGAAUGCUGAGAAAAAUCUGUGGAAUGCAUGGGUGACAAUUUCAGAACUACGGCAUACUGUCACACUUAAAAGAAUCAAGUUACUAUUGAUGAAGCAAAAACUGAAGCUAGCUUCCAUCCUCAGGGGACAAUUGAACGACUUGGAAGAGUGGUCCCUUUUAGAUAGAGACCACUCUAGUUCUUUGCAAGGAGCAACUGAAGCUUUGAGGGCCAGUACUCUCCGUCUUCCGGUUAUUGGAAAAGCAGUGGCUGAUAUUCAUAACUUAAAGGAUGCCUUGGGUUCAGCAGUUGAUGUGAUGCAGGCAAUGGCAUCCUCAAUGUACUCUCUUUUGUCAAAGGUAGAGGAUGCAAACACCUUGGUGAGUGAACUCGUGAAGGUGACUGCAAAAGAACAGGUUUUGCUUGAACAAUGCAAAGAUUUUUUGUCCACGUUGGCAGCCAUGCAGGUCAAGGAUUGCAGCUUGAGAGCACAUACAAUACAACUUAACCGUGUACCAACUACCAGCAGCCUGACUACACGUGUGAACUGAUCUUUUUAUACUAUUCAACUCCAAAUGCUAACAUUACACGAAAGAAGCAGCCUUACCUUUCUUCAGUUGAUGGAGGCAGCAUUGGCUUCUCGUUUGGCGUUUUUGAAACCUGUUUUGUUUUUCUGAUUCUCUGCCAUCUAUAUGGGGUAUGUGAAAAUUACAGAAAAAAAACACUACUCUUCUCACUAAUUAGCCGUACACAAGUACUCAUCCAUCAUCGGGCAAAGGGAAUGUAUGUGUAUAUAUGUAAUACUGUUCGGAUAUCUGUUAAAUAGUUCAUCAUCAUAUUCUUCA
Juglans regia (Persian walnut) is the source of this 2742-nucleotide messenger RNA. RefSeq names its product QWRF motif-containing protein 2-like. Gene Ontology annotation, biological process: spindle assembly; centrosome cycle. NCBI's taxonomy places the organism in Eukaryota, Viridiplantae, Streptophyta, Magnoliopsida, Fagales, Juglandaceae. Gene Ontology annotation, molecular function: microtubule binding. The record is from RefSeq and is a predicted model, not a curated record. The transcript has 6 exons. Bases 400 to 2448 code for a protein of 682 amino acids. Gene Ontology annotation, cellular component: cytoplasm; nuclear microtubule; centrosome.